Epinephelus lanceolatus (giant grouper) is the source of this 829-nucleotide messenger RNA. Its product is annotated as ubiquitin thioesterase OTUB2-like. Gene Ontology annotation, cellular component: nucleus. Gene Ontology annotation, molecular function: cysteine-type deubiquitinase activity; ubiquitin binding. NCBI's taxonomy places the organism in Eukaryota, Metazoa, Chordata, Actinopteri, Perciformes, Serranidae. Gene Ontology annotation, biological process: negative regulation of double-strand break repair; protein K48-linked deubiquitination. The record is from RefSeq and is a predicted model, not a curated record.
CCUUUAACACGAGCACGUGGUACACGCAAACAUCCGGUUUUCAGAAAAUGGAAAUAACACUGCAACAAUGUUUUGACACACAGCUUUGACGCGCGGAGGCUUCCUAAACUAUGGAGGUAGGCAGCCUUGUCUCAUGCCGAGAGGACAUUUCUUCGCUGUUUCCUGAGCAAACGCCGGGUGCCAAAUAUAAAGAUUUAAGCAGCCAGUUUUCCUCCGUCAGACAAGUGCGCGGAGAUGGGAACUGCUUCUACAGAGCCCUCUGUUUCGCACACUUGGAGUCUCUUCUGCACAAUGCCAGGGCUUUGCAGAGGUUUAAGGAGAAAAUUGUACAAACCUGUGAAGACUUCUCUUCUGCGGGAUUCGAUGAGAGCUCCUUCAGGCACCACCUGAAUACAGUAGUAAAUGUUGUGGAGCAGUGCCAGGCGGAUGAGCAGGAAGACACGCUGCUCAAGCUCUUCAAUGAGCAGAUGACCUCCGACAGUGUAGUGCAAUAUCUCCGGCUGCUCACUUCAGCUCACCUGCAAAACCAGGCGGACUUCUUCUGCAACUUUGUGGAGGCACCCAAUCUACUGGCCUACUGUCAUCAAGAAGUGGAGGUCAUGGCGAUGGAGUGCGAUCAUGUGGACAUCUUAGCUCUGUCACAAGCCCUGGAUAUCUGCAUCCACAUCGUCUCCAUGGAGGGUGACGAGCAGCAGUUGGCUCAUCAUGUCAUUCCAGAGGGUGCUGAGCCCUCCCUGCACCUCCUCUACCAAACGUCACAUUAUAACAUUCUCUACCCCCGACCACAACGCUGACCAGAGAUCCACUUGGACUCGGCUCAUCUCAGGAA